GCGCACCACGUUCACUGCGGCCUCUCCCUUCUCCGGGAGUCUGGGCUCCUUUCCUAUCGCCUGCCCCGCCCAGGCGGCUGCCCGUGACCUGCCUGGGCGCAGGGAACGGAAAGCCGAAAGGGGCAAGACGAGUUCAGGUCGCCAUGGGGCUGUUUGGGAAAACCCAGGAGAAGCCGCCCAAAGAGCUGGUCAAUGAAUGGUCAUUGAAGAUAAGAAAGGAAAUGAGAGUUGUUGACAGGCAAAUAAGAGAUAUCCAAAGAGAAGAAGAAAAAGUGAAACGGUCAGUGAAAGAUGCUGCCAAGAAGGGUCAGAAGGACGUCUGUGUGGUUCUAGCCAAGGAGAUGAUCAGGUCAAGGAAGGCUGUGAGCAAGCUCUAUGCUUCCAAAGCUCACAUGAACUCUGUGCUCAUGGGGAUGAAGAACCAGCUGGCGGUUUUGCGAGUGGCUGGUUCCCUGCAGAAGAGCACAGAAGUGAUGAAGGCCAUGCAGAGUCUUGUGAAGAUCCCAGAAAUCCAGGCCACCAUGAGGGAACUAUCCAAAGAGAUGAUGAAGGCUGGCAUCAUAGAGGAAAUGUUAGAGGACACUUUUGAAAGCAUGGAUGAUCAGGAAGAAAUGGAGGAAGCCGCAGAAAUGGAAAUUGACAAAAUUCUGUUUGAAAUCACAGCAGGGGCCUUGGGCAAAGCACCUAGUAAAGUGACCGACGCCCUUCCAGAGCCUGAACCUCCAGGAGCGAUGGCGGCAUCUGAGGAGGAGGAGGAGGAGGAGGAGGAGGCCCUGGAGGCCAUGCAGUCCCGUCUGGCCACACUCCGCAGCUAGGGGCCGCCCCGCUGGGCCCUCGGGCUCUUUUCCGGCCCACCUGCCAGGAGCGGGUACACUCCUCUGAAGCAGCACCAUUUUAUGUACCUCUUGCACUACACCUCUAAAUGAGGCACUGCAUUCUGAGAAGGUUCUCUGCUCCUAUCUUUUCACUCUUUGCAGAGGUUUUGGGAUCUCAGCAGGAUUGUCCUUGAGAGUGGGGUUAUAAAUGCAUCAUUUUCAGGGGUAUAAAUAGAAGUAUCUUUUGGGGGGGAGGGCAAAGGAAUCUGUCUUCUCACAAUGCAUCAUUUUCAGGAAUAUAAACAGAAGUAUCUUUUGGAGGAAAAGGCAAAGGAAUCUGUCUUCUCCUGAAGCACUUCUGAGGAUAGAGUUGACUGCCUGAAUGUUGAGGACUCUGCCUUUUUUUGUCCCUAAAACACUAUUAUAUAAAAUGGAUUUUAAUAAAUUUCUGCUUUAACACUGGG
Molecule: messenger RNA, 1279 nt
Organism: Callorhinus ursinus (northern fur seal)
Lineage: Eukaryota; Metazoa; Chordata; Mammalia; Carnivora; Otariidae
Gene: RNF103
Product: ring finger protein 103
Biological process (GO): ERAD pathway; protein ubiquitination; vacuolar transport
Cellular component (GO): endoplasmic reticulum
Molecular function (GO): ubiquitin-protein transferase activity
Source: RefSeq, a predicted model, not a curated record